AUGGAGGAACGUCCGGAAAAUCCAUCCAAAGGCGACGGAGAAGAUAUCAGUCUGAAAAGUGAACCAAAUGUUAUAGCAGAUGCUCCCAAUGACACCGUUGCUAAAGAGAUAAAUGCUGAAGCUAUAGAUGCGACAAGUGAUCAUCAUGAUCAAUCUGACCGUUAUAGUGAACAUGCGGUUGUGUCAACUGAACCAGCUCUGCCAGACGAGGAAGAACUUCCAUCACACCAAACACCUCUAGAUGAAGAAAUUGCUGGAAACAGCACCACCACAAUGAGCAAACCUCCAUUUGAAGUGAUAAGAGACUCAACAGGGGUUGAAAACGAGAAUAGAGCCAUCAGCAGAUUUGCUCUGGGCGUCCAGUCACCAGAGUCUACAGUCAAUCUCAAUGCACUGUCUUCUUUCUUUUCAAUAGAUAGAGAGCAGCUGGAAGAACUGAACAGUGUGGUAGUGACUCAGUUGAGUAACAAAUUCCGCGAGUACCAGUCGUUGAAGUCAGACAAAGACGUCUUGAUGAUGAGCUUGGAACAGCUUAAACACAGCUCCAGCAAGAGGACCGAGUCUCUGAAAGGAGAGCUUAAGACGUACAGAGGCAGCACAUCAGAAUUACAGCAAAGACUUGCCACUUUGGAAGGUGAAAAGCUGAAACUUGAAGCGCAAUUGGCCGAACAGCUGGAUAAUGGAGCAUCAGAUAAGUCACAUCUACAAGAGGUGAACAACAAGAUCACCACUCUGACCAACGACAAGAAGACUGCCUUUGAUCUGCUUAACAAAAAACAGAACGAGGUAGUAAUGUUGCACCAGGAGGUUGACCAAUUGAGCGAAGCUAACAAGACAUUGCGGGCCAAUCUGAUGCAAGUGCAAUCUGAAAACGAGAAGGUGACCAGCGAGAUCAUCAGGAGCAAGUUCGAGAAGAAUAAUAUACAGCAAGAACUUACACUGGCGAGCAGUUCCUCGACAUGGUUCAAAGAGGAAUUAGACAGAAAACUGGAAGAACUCAAACAUUUGAGAGAGGAGAAGAGAAAUCAAGUCUCGAGUCUUCAAUCAGAACUGGAUGCCACGAAAACGGAGCUCACUUCGACUAGUAUGAAAUACGAUAAUCUUUUGAACAAGUACAAUCAAGCGACCAGAAGUCUGGAUGAAUCAUUGGAAAGUUUGAGAAAAUCUAACACAAAGGUUGCUCUUCAAGAAGAGGACUUUGCAAGGGAGAUGUCUUCCAAAGACAGAUUGCUGAAUAUUUUGAAAUCUUCCAAUGAUGAUAGGCAGAAAAGAAUCUCCAAACUCGAAAGUUUGGUCGAGUCUGCCAAAUCUUCCACCGCGAAGGAUGUGGCAACCCUCAAGUUGGAUCUGGAGAAUGCUCAGCAGCAACUUGUGUUAUCCGAGACCAAGGUCCAUGAUUUGCAGGAGACAGUCGCUAAUCUGACCCAUCCUGAGUAUUCUGGGUUUGAAGAUAAGACUGUGAAUGGGACCUCGUUUCUUUCGCAAUCUGUUAAUAUGACCGCAAGCAAUCUAGGUGGAAUUUCACUCUCUCAGCUGCUUGCCGAUUUCCAGCUUGUGAAGAGACAGCUGAUCAACGAAAGGAGACUGAAAGAAAGAAUGCAGAAACAAGUUGAUGAUUUUGUUGAAGAGUUGAGUAAAAAGGUCCCAAUCAUAGAGGCAACCAAAGAGAGAUGCAACGUUCUUGAGAUGGAGUUAAGCGAAUUGAGCAUGAUACUAGAAGGUGCGAACAAAGAAAAAGAAGAUUUGGAAACAGAAAACAAGAUUUGGAAGAAAAGACUUGACGAGUCAGAGGUGCAGGUCACAAGUUUGCGGAAACAGAAGUUGGACCUUAGCGAGCAGGUUUCAACACUGCUGAUUCAAAUCACACUGAAAUCAGCCAAUGACUCUCCUCUCACAUCAGAGGAACAGCAAUUGAUCACCAGCAUGGUUGGAAAUGUCAGAGAUGAUGUCGAUUUGUUCCAGUCUGACACCGACAAAUUGAUCAGUGAGAGACUAGUGAAGUUCAAAAACAUUGUUGAACUAACUAAGAACAAUGAAGAGUUGCUUGCCAUCACCCGCUCACUAGGAGUUGAGCUGGAGGAGCAAGAACGUUCCAAGAAGUCAAAGUUUGAGCAGUUGGAAAGCCAAGCUUUGGAUGAUGCUAAGGAAGCAAUUCUGGCGCUGAAAGAUGAUCUUCAGGAGACCGAGAGAAAGCUUAAGAACGUUAUCUCUGAGCGUGACAUGCUGAAAACCAUGACAGCCAGCCGCAAGAGUUUGAUAUUCAAUGAUAGUGUAACCGACCGUUCCAUUGACGAGUCUCAGAUCAUCGACAAGGUUAAAUCACUUCAAGACAAACUCGAUCGAUGCCAGGAUGAUUUUGAUGCUUUCAGAAAAGAAAGCAACAAGACUAUUGCAUCUCUUACGUCUAAGAAUGGUGAGUUGACCGAUAUCAAGUUUAAACUCUCCAUGGAAGUUUCACAUCUUGAAUCAAGUUCAAAGUUACUGGAGGAAAGACACAAAUCCACACAGGAAACCUUGCUCUACACCAAGUCCACCAAUGAUGAGCUCAGUAAACACUUGCAAAGAUUACAGGAUAGUCUUAACCGGACUGAAUCAGAAAAUCGUCGCUUGUCUGACGACCUUCAGGAUAUAAAGAGCAGGAUUUCCCGCACCGAAGCUGAACUGACAAAUGCUCGCUCAGAAACGGCGAUGCUCAGAGCUUUAAAUGCGAGAUUAGAUUCUGAUAAUAGCGGUUUGAUCGAAGAGAGGAGAAAACUCAAUGACGUUAUCAGUAAUUUGCAACACAAGGAAAACGAAAGAGACUUGUCAUACAAAGAGGCAAGCAAAAGAUCAGUUUCAACAAUCUCGUCACUUGAGAAGGAGCUUGAGUCAUUGAAGGAGAAAUUUGAGAGAUUGAAUGAUGAUUUGAGAGGUGUUUUGGUUUCGAAAGAAGCAGAAGCAGGUAAUUAUCAGCAAAAGAUCGAUGCUUUAAGAGCAGAUUUGAGCAGAACAAGGGAGCAGCUUGCGGUGAAGACCACUUCAGUAUCUCAUCUGGAGGACACAGUGCAAAGAAUCACUAAGCAAUUCAAUGAAGUUGAGACUAAGCUCUCAACGCUUUUGAAUGUGGAAACUGAUGAUGGAAGUCCCGAAGGAGAGAUUGCUCGCCUUAAGGAGCAACUUUCCUCAACUCUGGACGACCUGGAUCAUGCUCGUCGUGAUUGUGAUGAAUUCAGAUUGGUCUCGGAGAACUCGGAGAGAAACAUUGCUGAAUUAACACUUUCGUUCGACAGUUAUAAGGCGGAUGUUGAAGAGAAGGUGAAACACCUUGAACAUGAACGUUCAGAGCUUCAAGAUCAAGUACAGAAGUUGACUUCAACAACAGAAGACCUGCAGAGAAGUAACAAAGACUUGAGUUCCGAGCUCAACUCCAAAGUUUCUGAAUACAAGAUCCAGAUUACAUCUCUGGAAUCAAAGGUUCAAACAUCCGAUGCCAUCAGAGACGAUUACAAUCAAAAGGUACAAACAAUUCAAAAUGAGAUGCAAGCUCAGGCCAAGAUUGCUUCGGAUGCUCAAUCAAACUACGAACAGGAAUUACAGAAGCAUGCAGAGGUUGCUCGUCUCAACACGCUGUUGAGAGAAGAACUGGAUUCGGUGAAGAAUGAUGUGGGCAAAUACCUCAAUGAAGCUGAAUCUGCGAAGGAAGCUUUGUUGAUUAGCCAACAAGGAUGGGAGUCACAGAAGGCUGCUCUUGAAAACCAAGUCAGGGAGGCUUCAGUGAGGGUUUCGGAGGUUUCGGAGCAGAAUCUACUACUUUUAAACCAAUUACAGGUUGCAUCGUCUUCAAGUACCUCUAUCGAAGGUGCUGAUGGACUGGGUGCAUCAGAGGACUUGUCGGAGAUCAUCAAUUUUUUGAGACGUGAAAAGGAGAUAUCCGAGUCGAGAUUACUGAUCGCUGUCGAAGACGAGAAAAGGCUACGUCAAAAACUCUCAAUUGCCAAUGCCGAGUUGCAAACUGUCAAAUCUGAGUUAGAAAAGGCUCAUCUGUCUUUGUCAAAGGCUACAGAGUUCUCUAAGGACGAAGCUGCAAUUACGGAAAAACUGUACCAACUGGAUGUUCUGAGAGAAAGCAAUUCCACACUGAGAAAUGACAACUCAAAGAAGGUGGAAAGGAUCAGACUGCUAGAGACUCAGUUAGACGAAGCUUUGAAAAAGCUUCAGCCUUUGGAAUCGCAGUCGGCCAAACUUACUGCCGAGCUCAGAGUGAAGGAUGAGGAAAUCAAGCUGCGUGGAGAACAGAUUAAUCACUGGAAGACACGUACUGACGAGAUUCUGAACAGUUAUGACCGUGAUCCUGAGUUGAAUUCUAAGGUCAGUUCAUUGGAAGAGGAAUUGGCAGCUGCCAAAACUUCGCUCUCUGAGACACAAGCCAAACUUCAGGAACGCGAGCUUUUGUUCACCAAGCUAAGAAAUGAGAGUCAAUCGAAACUGAAUUCGAGCAAAUUGACCAGGAAGAACCAGCAAGACCAGAUAGAGGAGUUGAAGGUGUCUAUCGGGAAGAUCACCGAAGAGAGAGACCAACUAGCAUCGGAGCUGAAAUCGACAAAGGAAUCAAGAGAGAAAUCCACCACCGAGGAGAGCGCGAAGGUUCAAGAACUCGAGGCUCAGAAACAACAACUGGAAAGCUCUAUCAAAGGCUUAAAUCAAGAGCUCCAAAAAGCCAGAAGCGAACAACCUGUUCCAACUGCGGAGACUGUUGCGAAGAUCAGAGAGGAACUCGAAAAGUCAAAGGCCGAGGAAGUUGAAAGAACGGUGAACGAAAAGAUCGAGGCCUACAAGAAGGAGUCUGAAAUUAGUGUGCCUAACUCUGUAGCCGCUGCUGAACCCUCCCCGGAAGCUUUGGAGGAGAUCAGGCGCAAUUUGGAAGUUGAAUUCAACGCAAAACUUGAAGAACACAAGAACAAGAUCAGGGUUUUGUCGCUUGAAAAGGUCAAUGCUGCUGCAGAGAAGAGGUUUGAAAUUGGAAAGGCUGAUAUUGAGAAGCAGUAUAAAGAUCAAAUAGCUGCCCUAGAGGAGAAAUUGAAGAAGAGCGAACAAGAGUCGUCUGGAACUGAUCAGAAGGAACUUCAAAACCUCAGAGAAGCAUUCGAAAAGGAAAAAGCCGAUCUUGAAGCCAAGUUUCAAGCCGAGAAGGAGGCUUUGAAGAGCGAUAUCCAGGCGAAAGCUCGCAAAGCCGCAGAAAUGAAGGAGAAACUUCUUUUAAGGAAAAUCGAAAAUCUUACCAAGGAGAAGAACGCUUUGACUGAGAAGUCUGUACCUUCGGUACCCUCAUCUUUGCCUGCUGUGCCUACUUUGCCUUCCGUACCAACACCUGUGGUUUCCUCUACACCAGAAGCGUCUGCUGAGAACCCUGCAACCAACAAAAGAACUGCAGAGUCUGGCGAGAACGGGGAGCCUACUGAAAAGCGUGUGAAAACACAGGAAUUGUGA
Messenger RNA from Kuraishia capsulata CBS 1993, 5466 nucleotides. RefSeq lists its product as uncharacterized. Gene Ontology annotation, cellular component: nuclear pore. Gene Ontology annotation, biological process: mRNA export from nucleus; protein import into nucleus. The record is from RefSeq and is a predicted model, not a curated record. The coding region runs from base 1 to 5466 and encodes 1821 amino acids. The transcript has a single exon. NCBI's taxonomy places the organism in Eukaryota, Fungi, Ascomycota, Pichiomycetes, Pichiales, Pichiaceae. Gene Ontology annotation, molecular function: structural constituent of nuclear pore.